UAGCGACUGGCACUCUAGUUUUUUAGUCUAUGGUUGAGCAGCCAUUUGUUAUCCUUGCUAAAGUUUCCGUGUAAAGUCUGAUCAAAAUGCUGAAAUCAGCUUCUGGUGCACUGGCCAAUGUCCUGAGAAGGUCCCUGGUGCCGGCGACGAGGGCCAGCGCGGUGCCCCUGAGGCGGUCGCACGGCGGCCCCGUCGAAUCCGAUGAGGAUUUUGAUAGCAGAUAUGAGCUAUUCUUCAACAGGAAAGACAUUGAUGGAUGGGAAAUCCGCAAAGGUAUGAAUGACCUGUGCGGUAUGGACCUUGUCCCCGACCCAAAGAUCAUCAAGGCAGCGCUGCACGCCUGCAGGAGAGUUAAUGACUACGCACUCGCCAUCAGGUUCCUUGAGGCCUGCAAAGACAAGUGUGGCCCCAAAGUCAAUGAAAUCUACCCUUACAUCAUCCAGGAAAUUAAGCCCACGUUAACAGAGCUUGGCAUUGAGACACCAGAGGAGCUUGGCUACGACAAACCAGAACUAGCUUUAGAGAAUGUUUAUGACAUGUAAGGUCGCCGUUAAAUAUCAAAUUAAGCUGUAGAGAAUUUGUAUAAUAGUUUUGUUGUCGAGUUUUUACUUUACUUUUAAAUGUGAGAAGCUGCGUCUUCAACUAGUAGUAUUCUUGUUCCAUCAUUCAAAAAUCGACAUGCUUGUCUAAUGUUUAUACAUUAGAGAAUAUGCUAUAAUUA
Molecule: messenger RNA, 721 nt
Organism: Helicoverpa armigera (cotton bollworm)
Lineage: Eukaryota; Metazoa; Arthropoda; Insecta; Lepidoptera; Noctuidae
Gene: COX5A
Product: cytochrome c oxidase subunit 5A, mitochondrial
Exons: 2
Coding region: 87-542 (151 amino acids)
Biological process (GO): mitochondrial electron transport, cytochrome c to oxygen
Cellular component (GO): mitochondrial inner membrane
Source: RefSeq, a predicted model, not a curated record